This is a messenger RNA of Haliotis rufescens (red abalone), 566 nucleotides long. RefSeq names its product keratinocyte-associated protein 2-like. Lineage: Eukaryota; Metazoa; Mollusca; Gastropoda; Lepetellida; Haliotidae. The transcript has 5 exons. Bases 92 to 487 code for a protein of 131 amino acids. The record is from RefSeq and is a predicted model, not a curated record.
CAAUAAAUGCUCCCCGGGAGCGGAAGUUCUGCACUACGCAUGAUCCAAGUCAGCGCCCCCUUUCUGCUGUAAACACGUCAAGAGCAUAAACAUGGCUUUGUCAAGCAGACCAUCCAUGCUGAUAUCCGGCACCCUAGGUGUUACGCUGUUUGCUGGUAUGCAGAUGUUCCGUCAACAGCUUGCAUCAACAGAGUACUUCACAAUCCUGGGGGGAUUCUUAGGCUCUGUGCUUUUUAUUUUGGCACUUACUGCUGUAGGAAAUUUUGAAGCUAGCACAUUUGGAUAUGGUUUCCAAGCAAAACUUUUCCCCGAAGUUGUAGGCUGUCUUCUGCUGUCUAUGUUUGCGUCUGGCCUGAUCCAUCGUGUGUGUGUCACAACAUGUUUCAUCUUCUCAGUGAUUGCUCUAUACUAUAUCAACAAAAUAUCCCAGUCAACAUACGCCCCUCAGGUUUCAGCAACUGUUACACCAGCCAAGAAGAAGAAGUAGAUGUUUCACAGGGAAAGGUUUACAUUUGAUAGUCAUUUAUCAUGUUAUCACAACAACGGUAAUAAACAUGUUUAUUAAA